Molecule: messenger RNA, 1062 nt
Organism: Seminavis robusta
Lineage: Eukaryota; Bacillariophyta; Bacillariophyceae; Naviculales; Naviculaceae
Source: the annotation of a GenBank genome assembly
AUGAACCGCCGCAGUGACAUGUCCAUGGGCGGGGACGUUGGUAGUGCCGAUCAAGCGUCCUCUGAUGUGCUACCGAUGCAUGAAAUUUAUAAUGGUGAACGUUCCAAUGCAGGAAGCCCCGACAGUGAGAAUGAUUUGGAGGAGCAAGGACAAGCAUUGGAAGUGGAGCAAGAAGAAGGAGAAGAAGAAGACGCAUCAAACCACGAUGGGAAUGACGAGGACAAAGAGAAUAGAGGCCAAUACGAUGACGAAGAAGCAAAUGCCCCUGACGGUGGCGUCAGUGUGUGUUCCGGUAGCGAAAUCGAGGAAGACGAUUCCGUUGAUUCAGCAGACUUUCGAGAAGAAGCAGUCCGCAAGGGUUUCUUGGACUUUCUCUUGAACUACAUUGGCUGCGGUAUCUAUGCGAAAGUCUUGGAUUGGCUAACCACAAAGAUCAUCAAGAUCCGUGGGGAUUCCGACGAUGCCGAGGCGGAAUUACAAGAUCUCGCGGGUGAUGCGAUUCAGGAAGCCACCGAUCCGUCCCAGCUGCUUCCGAACCAAUCGUCUGCUUUGAACUCUGGUGGUAGCGGCGGCGGCGGAGGAGGAGGAGCCGCUGGGAAUAGUGCCAUGAUGGGACAAAUGGCAACAAGUGCCGCUCAAGGAGCAGCUGGUGCUACCGCCACAGCCAGCGCUAGUGUCGCUGGAGGCGUCUCAUCAGCAGUAGCUGGUUUGGCCGGGCUUGUGGCCAGCACUGGGGUAGCAUCUCAGGUAGGGGUAGCCGUGGGGGUUGCAGCUGUUACAGCAGCCGCAGUCUCGGCGGGUGUCGGUAUUGUGACAAGUCAAUCAAAUGUACUCCCGGCCGCCUCCCCUCGCCCCAUGUACAACUACAGUGGCUUUGUCCCCCCCGAGUGUAACGGAGAAGGUGCGAGUACGCUGAAGAUUGGUCAGAUUGAGCUUCAAAUCCAAGGGUUCCCCCCUGAUGCCUUGCCCGAACGUAGAGAGGACCUGGAGAUCUUGUUUCGAGAUCUUUACAAUGAAAUCACAGUUGAGUUCCGUUUGUGUCUGCGGAAUUGCUUGUCGUGA